This is a messenger RNA of Oldenlandia corymbosa var. corymbosa, 3139 nucleotides long. The record is from the annotation of a GenBank genome assembly. NCBI's taxonomy places the organism in Eukaryota, Viridiplantae, Streptophyta, Magnoliopsida, Gentianales, Rubiaceae.
AAAUUAUAUAGAUUAGUUAGUGAGAAGCAGUCUUUAGAACUUGGUCAAAGUUAGCAAAGUCAACCAUAGUCUGCUAGCAUAUUUUAUAGUGAAAAUGAAAAGCCGCAAGCAGUGAACGAACUGACGCAAGUGUCCAAGAAAACGUACCAAUAAACUAUACAGUAAUCCUGAAUGAACAACUAAAAUCUUAUCGUUUUGAGAUUCUGCUGGUCAAUCAGAUAAUUCUGAAAGAACAAUGGUUGCAGAAAAAGUGUCAUUAUUUUUCAAUCUUCUGGCUACUCUGCUUCUUUCUUCAUCACCUUUGCACAUAUUCUGAAUGAACAACUAAAAUCUCAUCGUUUUGAGAUUCUUCUGGUCAACCAGAUCAUUCUGAAAGAACAAUGGUUGCAGAAAAAGGGUCACUAUUUUUCAAUCUUCUAGCUAAUCUGCUUCUUUCUUCAUCACCUUUGCUCAUAAGUUCCCAAGAACAGAGUUAGAUCUCAUAUGCAAACCUUUCAACUUCAUGGAUUAACAGUCCUUCUCGGAUCGACAAUGGUAUGGAUCUUGAUACAUCUUGGUAACCUAUCCUCCUAAGAGAAAGUGAUGGUGAUGGAAGGAAGUUUGGAUGCAGCUUCUAUUGUGGAUAUAACAAUAACGACUGUGUUUUUGGAGUCCUGAUUUUCCCCAGUAGUGUGAACUUUACGCGGUACAAUUACUAUGCGAACCCUGAAUUGGUGUGGUCUGCAAACAGGAACAAUCCUGUCGGAGUCAAUGCUACUUUGCAACUCAGGCAGGAUGGAGAUCUGGUCUUGGAAACUCCCGAGGGAACCUUGGUGUGGUCUAGCAAUACAAGCGGAAAAAAUUGGUUUCUGGAUUGAACUUAACGGAUCAGGGGAACCUGGUUUUGUUUGGCAGAAACAAUGAGAUCAUCUGGCAAUCAUUUGAUUAUCCUACAGACUCACUGCUUCUGGGACAGAAGUUGGUUGCAGGGCAGAAGUUAACAGCCAAUGUUUCUGAAAUGAAUUUUGAUCCAGGUUUGCUGUCCCUUUCUAUUGACAACAAUCGUUUGAUUGCAUAUGUAGAGUCAAAUCCAUCACAAAUAUAUUAUGCCUCUGUAUUGGACGGUCUUCCUUAUGUUGAAUUUACAAAUGGUAGUUUCAAUGGUUGACCAUUCCUCCUGGAACAGUUGACCAGUUCAUAAAAUUUGGCGUUGAUGGUCAUUUGAGGGUUUACCAGUUUAUAGGAAGGUUUUGCACAGCAGUUGCUGAUCUUUUAGAAGCAAAACUUGGUGAUUGUGGGCAUCCAUUAGUGUGUGGAAAUUGUGGUGUCUGCUCAAACGGAUAUUGCCGUUGUCCUGAUAUAAGGAAGUUCUUCAGGCAAAUAGAUAACUGAAAAACAAAUCUAGGAUGUUCUUUGGUCACUCCCAUUUCCUGCAAAACUUCCAAGGAUCAUAUUCUCGUGGAGCUAAAGAAUACUACAUACUUUGUACUUGAAGCCAGCUUAGUGAAGUUGCCUGAAGUGGAGUCAGUUGAGGAUUGCAAGAGUAUGUGUCUCAGUAACUGCUCGUGCAAAGCGGCUCUCUUUGUGUUAGAUUCAUGGGGUGGACCCUCAGGGAAGAAAGGUAAAUGCUUAUUGCUGAAUGAAGUUUUUUCCAUCAUCAACAAGGUGACUCCCGCAACUCUUUUCCUUAAGGUGCAAAAACCUGAAGUCAUGAUAUCUAGAGGCAAGAGAAAGGUUAUAACCGUAGUUGCAUCUGCUGUUGUGGCUUCCUUUUUGCUUGGUUUUGAUGAUUGGAUUCUGCCUUGUUCAUCGCCGGAGAAGAUUAAAGAAUUCCAAUCAACUUAAAGGUGAGUUCCUGGAUCAGCUAAAGGGAAUGCCUACAAUAUUCUCCUAUGAGGUGUUGAAAACGAUGACAGGAGAUUUCUCGAAAAAACUAGGGGAAGGAGGAUUUGGCAGUGUUUAAGAAGGGGUUCUCGACGAUGGCACUAAAAUUGCAGUCAAAACGUCUUAAAGGUUUAAGCCAAGUGAAUGAGUCUUUUUUAGUUGAAGUACAGACGAUUGGUAGCAUUCAUCACGUGAAUCUGGUUAAACUAAUCGGAUUUUGUUUCCAAAAAUCACAUAGGCUUUUGGUUUAUGAGCAUAUGGCAAAUGGAUCAUUGGAUAGAUGGAUCUUUGAUAAAGAUCAAAGCCAUUCUCUUCCAUGGCACACGAGAAGAAAAAUCAUCAAGGACAUCGCCAAGGGAUUAGCUUAUCUCCAUGAAGAAUGCAGUCAGAAAAUAAUUCACUUUGACAUCAAACCCCAAAACAUCUUGUUAGAUCAAAAGUUCAAUGCAAAAGUUUCUGAUUUUGGAUUGUCGAAGCUAAUUGAGAAAGAUCAAAGUAGAGUUUUUACAAGGAUGAGAGGAACACCAGGAUAUCUAGCUCCAGAGUGGUUGCGCUCAAACGUCACAGAAAAAGUGGACGUGUACAGUUUUGGCAUCUUGGUUCUGGAAAUCAUAUGUGGGAGGAAGAACUUGGACUGGUCUAGGGAUGAUGAUGAAGACAGUCAUCUCCUAGAUCUUUUUAAGAAAAAAGCAGAAGACGGCACAGUUCGAGAAUUGGUGGAUGAGAAAAGCGAGGACAUGCAGAUCCACGUCAAGGAAGCCGAGGAGGUGAUGAAGAUUGCUGCGUGGUGCUUGCAGCAUGAUUCCACCAAACGGCCUUCAAUGUCUCAGAUAGUUAAAGCAUUAGAAGGUUUCAUGCCUUCUGAAACUAACCUGCAGCAUAGUUUCAGUUAUCCAUCUGUGGAGGACGGACAGAAAGAUUCUGAUGCUAGUCUAAUUAUGGCAUCACAUUUGUCUGGACCAAGGUAAACAAGAACCAAGUCCUGGAACAAUCAGUUUUUACAGCAAUUCAAGUAUUCAAGCAUAAAAUUAGUUAGUUUUGGACAAUCACAGAUGUAUGAUACUGCGAUUUUAUUUCGAUAUAGCUCUUUAUGAUACUAAGGAGGUUUCAGAGCCAAGUACUUCAUCAGUAAUUCAAUCAGGUUACUGAAUUUAAGAAAAACCAAAUAAAAUUAAGAUUAAUAACUAGCAAAGUCUGCAUUAUUUUCCUUGAAUUUAUCAGUAUCUUCACCUGAAAAGUAAUCAGAACGUGAACAACCGGUGUCACUGACUUCAUG